UCCGUCACGUCAUCAUCCUGCCUGAUUCUUGCCUCCUACCAGUCCUAUGGAAGCCGAGAACCACACGGGCACUGUAAAAUUCAUCCUUCUGGGACUUUCCGAAGACUCGGACCUGCAGCCUCUGCUGUUCGGCCUCUUCCUCUACAUGUACGUGGUCUGCAUCACGGGCAACCUGCUCAUCAUCGCGGCCAUCCUCUCGGACCCCCACCUGCACACGCCCAUGUACUUCUUCCUCUCCAACCUGUCCCUCACCGACAUCUGCUUCACCUCCACCACCGUCCCCAAGAUGCUGGCCAACCUGCAGACGCACGACAGGACCAUCAGCUACGAGGGCUGCCUGGCGCAGAUGUUCUUCUUCAUGAUCUUUGCGGGCCUGGAUGACCUGUUGCUGACCAUCAUGGCCUAUGACCGCUUCGUGGCCAUCUGCCACCCCCUGCACUACACGGUCAUCAUGAACCCCCGGCUCUGUGGCCUGCUACUGCUGGCCUCCUGGUUAUUCUGCCUGGCCUACUUUGUGUUCCAGAGCCUGCUGGCGCUCAGGCUGUCUUUCUGCAGAGACGUGGAAAUCCCGCACUUCUUCUGUGAGCUUGCCCAGCUCCUCAAGUUGGCCUGUAACGACACCUUCAUCAAUGACAUUGUGCAGUACUUCAUCACGGGCCUCAUGGGCGUCAUCCCCCUGAUUGGCAUCCUCUACUCUUACACGAAAAUCAUCUCCUCCAUCCUGGGCAUCGCCUCGGCCCAGGGCAAGUACAAGGCCUUCUCCACCUGUAGCUCCCACCUGGCCAUCAUCUCCCUGUUCUAUGGUGCUGGCCUGGGCGUCUACCUCACAUCUGGGACGGCCCACCCUUCCAGAAAGGGGUCGGUGGCCUCGGUGAUGUACACGGUGGUCACCCCCAUGCUGAACCCCUUCAUCUACAGCCUGAGGAACAGGGACAUUAAGGGGGCCCUGCGGAAACUCUUCUGCAGAAGGGCUGGUGCCCAGUGA
Messenger RNA from Sorex fumeus (smoky shrew), 985 nucleotides. Its product is annotated as olfactory receptor 7A17-like. Gene Ontology annotation, molecular function: olfactory receptor activity; G protein-coupled receptor activity. The transcript has a single exon. Gene Ontology annotation, biological process: G protein-coupled receptor signaling pathway. Gene Ontology annotation, cellular component: membrane. Bases 47 to 985 code for a protein of 312 amino acids. Lineage: Eukaryota; Metazoa; Chordata; Mammalia; Eulipotyphla; Soricidae. The record is from RefSeq and is a predicted model, not a curated record.